AUGUCCAAAUACACGGACAUCAUGUCGGCCUUUCAGGAGCAAUAUCCACGCGACUCUCCGGACAGAGAUUUCCCACAUGACUCCACAGCGAUAACUAAAGGCCAAUUAACCGCCAAAAUUAAAAACAUCAGAGGGAAAUACAGGCAGGCAGUGGACAGUGGGCGACGGAGUGGCCAUGGGCGUGUGGUGCUCAUGUUUUUUGAACUCUGCGAGGAGAUCUGGGGAGGAUCGCCUGCAACACGCUCCAUUGAACAAGGCAUUGAGACGGGGGACCUGGUCGAGACGUCUUCAUCGACCUCGGAGCUUCCCACUGACUCGCCACAGUCGUCAGACUCUGUUGAAAGUCUGCUGCCUCCUCCAGUCGUAAGGCAGCGCAGAGAGAUGCUGCAGGCAAAGCUAAAUAGCCACAGAGGGGACAGGCUGAAAAGAAAGGUCCCUGCCGAUACAGGACAGGAAGAGUUGCAGCUGAAACGGAGGAUGCUGGACCUAAUGGAGGAGUCGUCAAGACGCAAUACAGACAACAUGCAACAGAUAAAUAACAACAUAGCAAACAUCACCAAUACCAUACAGGAAGGAUUUUCUCUGAUGAGAGAACUAUUAGUCCAGCCUCUCAAUGCACGCCCCCACAGUAGCAGCAGUGUAUACCAGGGACACCCACCUUCAUACAACAUGCACCAGAACUCACACCACAAUGCAUCACCCUUCAUUCACACUCCAAGUGAAACACACCACUCUGGGAGAUACACACCAACACCACCACUACCAUCACACGAAACUUUACAGCAAUAUACCCCCUCAUUUUCAUACACACGAGCACUAUCUGAAGAUGAUUGA
This is a messenger RNA of Knipowitschia caucasica, 834 nucleotides long. Lineage: Eukaryota; Metazoa; Chordata; Actinopteri; Gobiiformes; Gobiidae. The record is from the annotation of a GenBank genome assembly.